AUGUCUGAAACCGAAGGCUCUGCUGUCGAGGACAAGUUUUACUCCAUCGAGGAGGUCCAGAAACACAACACCACCGACGACUUGUGGAUUGUCUACAACGGUCAGGUGUACAAUGUCACUCCAUACUUGGAUGAGCACCCAGGUGGUGAAGAGGUGAUUGCCGAUGUUGCUGGCACUGAUGCCACCGAGGCCUUCAACGACAUUGGCCACUCGGACGACGCUCACGAUAUCUUGAAGGGUUUGAGACUCGGCAAGUUGGAAGGCGGCACCAUCAUCGAGGCCCAGGGUGUCACCUCUUCUGGCUCCACCGACGAGGUGCUGGGCAUCCCAUUCCCCUUGUUGGCUGCUGCCGUGUUUGCUUUGGCUGCCGGCGUGUACUUUUACCUCAACUAA
Molecule: messenger RNA, 393 nt
Organism: Candidozyma duobushaemuli
Lineage: Eukaryota; Fungi; Ascomycota; Pichiomycetes; Serinales; Metschnikowiaceae
Gene: CYB5
Product: Cyb5p
Exons: 1
Coding region: 1-393 (130 amino acids)
Biological process (GO): sterol biosynthetic process
Cellular component (GO): endoplasmic reticulum membrane; intracellular membrane-bounded organelle
Molecular function (GO): heme binding
Source: RefSeq, a predicted model, not a curated record